UGUGCUGGUUGUUUGGAUACAGAACACUGAUGGUCAACGGAGAAGAGACUGGGACAACAUUACAUAUUAGACAGACAUUUAUGCGCUGCUGUUCCCUGCGGAAGUAACCAGACAUCAGUUAUGUUUUUGCUCGAGACAGUCUCGGUGGACUGCGUAAGCUGUCUUUUUGAAAGCGGUUUUGCAGUAAAUUGUGGUUUAGAUUCAGGACAGUCCCCUGCACAUCUAGCAGCAUGCGGAGGUCAGGCGUUCUGUCUGCUGUGGCUGCUCCAGACAGGCGCAGACGCAAACCAAAAGGAUGCAACUGGGGAGACCCCCAUGCAUAAAGCAGCCAGAGCUGGGAGCGCGGAGUGCAUAAGCGUGUUGAUGGCAAGUGAUGCAAAAAUCGACAUUUGCAACAACUCUGGAAAGACUGCCGAAGAUAUAGCGUGGUCUUGUGGGUUUGAGGAGUGCGCUAAGUUUUUAAACACACAUAGAAGAACACAGGACUUAAGAAACGUAUCAUCAUUAUCCUCAUUGCUUGUCGAGCGGCGGGUUCUGAUUGGAUCUCUGGCGGGACAGAAGAGAGGGUGCACUGGGUCUGAUGCAGAAGAUGGCAAGAAAUCUCGCGACUGGUGAUAAUGGCUCUCUCUUCAUGGGAACGUAAAAGUAAUAUCCCUGCCAGUUGUUCAGCCAUUAUUUAACUGCGAAGUAAAUGGGUGAACAGAUGAAUAGGCUUGUCCGUACAGUAGAACUACUGUAGCUUUAACAGUGAAGGACAACUGGCCGUGUUCUAGGGUCAGCGAUUUAGGUCUGAAUAUGAAUGGACUAUAUUCUGAUACUGGAAAGACUGUACAUGCAUUGCAUACAGCACAGCUCAUAACUGCUGCCACGCAGAUAUGACUCAGAAGUCUUGUUGCCUAGAUGAAUCUCAAACAAAAAAAAAUGAAAAAAAAACAAAGUGACUUGAUUUUUAUUACUACAUUUUAGUAGGCCUUAUCUUUUAGAAUCAUAGAAGGCGUUUCUGAUGUUGAAAAGAUGUAUUUGUAAUCUCAAGUCAUUUAUUUCAUACUUUGCAAAUAAAAACAUGACUGGAAAAGAUGGUUUACAUUUCGGAACUCAGUGUGGCAGAAAAACAAGGCCAUGUUUAAAAAAUGACAAAAACAAGGCCAUGUUUAAAAUAUGAGUAAUAAACAUUUACUUUUUGUGUU
Molecule: messenger RNA, 1187 nt
Organism: Triplophysa dalaica
Lineage: Eukaryota; Metazoa; Chordata; Actinopteri; Cypriniformes; Nemacheilidae
Gene: ankrd37
Product: ankyrin repeat domain 37
Exons: 4
Coding region: 121-615 (164 amino acids)
Molecular function (GO): protein binding
Source: RefSeq, a predicted model, not a curated record